Physcomitrium patens is the source of this 4648-nucleotide messenger RNA. The record is from RefSeq and is a predicted model, not a curated record. NCBI's taxonomy places the organism in Eukaryota, Viridiplantae, Streptophyta, Bryopsida, Funariales, Funariaceae.
GAGGGAGGGAGGGAAAGGGUGAAAAUGCGGCACUGGGCGGGGCGGACAGACAGCAGAGGGACUCCGUGACUAUCGUGAUUGAUACUCCGAGUGAAAGUGACCACGAGGAGUGCGGCUCCGUUUGGGCACUAGUUAGCCGGACGGGGAAUGGAAAAACUGGGAUGAAUCCCCAAACGUUAAUCUCUGCGUGAGUUUGUCGCGAUAAUCUAUUUGCAGGCGUCCCGCGGGGUUAGAUCUGACCGAGGUUUGUAGGAAAAGAAGGUUGAGGUCUGGAUCAGUGGCGGAGGUUCCGUGAUGUGGAUUGCGGGCCAGCCUACGCAGGAGCCGGAAGAGAAGAAUGCUGUUGUGUGCAUCGAAUGGAAGAGUUUCGCAGUUGAGACGAGGUCAUGAGAGAUUUGUGAGAGUGGUAGUGUGUGUGUGUGUGCAGAACGUGGAUAGAGUGGUCUGGAACAGAGAGGUUGAGAGAGCGAGAAGGGAUGGAAGUGGAGGCAUGUUAAUUGUAUUGGCGUUUCGGGGGUGGAUUGGAGUUGUACGGGCGUGCGUAUCGGUUGGACGAUUGAUUAAUGCGUAGGAGAAUCGCGUAAUGCAGGUCGUUGGGAACAAUGACUCGCGUAUGCGUGGUCGAGUAACUACCUGUUGCAUUUUCGACCAAACUCAGCGGUACAGCAUUGUCCUGAGAUGUCUGCGGUUUGUGUCCUGCCAAUAGACUGUACUUUCUUCCCAUUUUGCGCAUUUCGUUGCCGGACGCCGAAUUGGAAGCCUGGUGCGUGCGAUUUGGCGGCCAGUCUGGGUGAUGCUAUAGUGCGGUCUGGGGAACUGCGGAAGGCUAUUUCCUGUGAUCGAAUGUUCUUUGGAGGUUCUCACUUAGAUCAGAUCCCAUCAUCCUACGCGUGGAGCAUGUCUGGGCAAUGCAGGGCCAGCUGCCAGGAAAUAGAAGUGGAUUGUGCGUUGUUUCAAGCUUCUUCGAUGCAGUACACGAGUUAGGAUGUUGAUUGAUACCAUUUUUUUCCUAUGGAGGUUGGAUCGCCUUGGGUCUGAAUUCUGGAAUGACCAAGUGACGCUCAAAUUCCAACCCCCCUACUUCUCUGUUUACUACACCGACGGCCUGUAAAGAAGAUACAUAUAUUUUUGACUUUCCAUUAUCGGGUCCCAUUCCUCCUGGACUCCAAGCGCCGUUCAAGGCGAAUCCUGCCAUUUUCGCCUUCAUUUCAGACCAGACUGAUGUCCGCGAGGAUUCAACAUGGCAAACCUCCUUUUGAAGUUCGCAUUUUAACAACUCGUUGAUUUUAAACAGCGACGUGUGUUAUAUCGUCGCAAGGAAUGGCAUUUCUUCUGUGAAACUUUCUUUUUUGGAGUUGGAUAACUGCGAAGGAUAGGUACUGAGAAUCUAUUACAGUCCAUGGACCAGAAUUUCCUGGAAGUUUUUCGAAAGUAGAGUUGACAUGUGUCAAACAGUGAUGCGGAGCAUUCAGCCACCCGAAUCUAAACAGGCAACUACCCUGCAGGUAGCUGUAAGAUGCCGUCCGCUUACAGCCAAAGAGAGGCUGAAGAGUCGUGACAUUCUUCGGGUUGUCGAUGAUAAGGUGGUAGUGGUGCUGGACCCAGACACUACCAAGGAUUAUCUCGAUCGCGUGCAGAAUCGAAGCAAAGAAAAAAAGUAUACGUAUGAUGUUGCUUUUAGUCCAGAGGCGAAAAAUGCGGAUGUUUAUAAUGUAACGGCAAGUGGAAUCGUUGAGGGGGUUGUGAGGGGUCUCAAUGCAACUAUUUUUGCUUAUGGGGCCACAGGAAGCGGUAAGACGCACACAAUGGCGGGUACACCAGACGAUCCAGGUCUUAUGGUUCUGAGUUUACAGUCCAUAUUCGCGCUCAUCUCCAAGCAGGAAGCUGAGUAUGAGUUUGAGGUCACUUGCUCCUACCUUGAGGUCUACAACGAGGUCAUAUAUGACUUACUGGAAAGAUCGUCCGGACACCUGGAGCUCCGUGAGGAUCCCGAUCAGGGCAUCACUGUCGCUGGUCUUAAGCGCAUAAAGGUCAGCUCUGCGGAAAAGAUUUUGGAACUCCUAACUCAAGGUAAUAAUCGGCGAAAAACCGAAAGCACCGAUGCUAACGCCACAUCAUCUCGAUCUCAUGCUGUGUUGGAGAUUAUUGUCAAGAGAACCCAGCGGAAUCAGUAUCGAGCACAGACGCUUCGCGGGAAGCUUGCGCUGGUGGACUUGGCCGGCAGUGAAAGAGCUUCAGAGACGAAUAAUGCCGGACAGAAACUGAGGGACGGUGCAAAUAUUAACCGCUCACUUCUUGCUUUAGCUAACUGCAUCAACGCCCUUGGGAAGCAACAAAAGAAAGGACUAGCUUAUGUCCCGUAUCGGAACAGUAAAUUGACUCGACUCCUUAAAGAUGGGCUUAGCGGAAAUUCUCGUACAGUCAUGGUGGCAACAGUUUCCUGUGGUGCUGAUCAAUACCACCAUACAACCAACACUCUCAAAUACGCGGAUAGGGCGAAGGAGAUCAAGACUCAUAUUCAGGUUAAUACGGGCGAGGAACUACCACCUUUGAGUCAACCUGUUAGAUCUUCUGCCCCCAAUAUCAUAGCACGUCGCGUGAGGGAGAGAGGUGGUGCCAACUUUACAUCACCUCGGGGUUCGAGCUACAUUGAAGUCAAGGAUGCCAAUAAAAAUGUGGGAACUGUGGAUGCUCAUGUUGCUGACUAUCAACAAAUGAUUGACAAUCUCCAAGUGGAGGUUACACAAUUGAGGAUGGAGUUAGCUGACAAAGACACUCAAUUGAGCACUCGUUACCCAGAGAAAGAGAAGUCGGUGGAUGAUGAACUCUCAUGGCUGGAUGAACUGAGUCAUGAUAUCAACGAGAAUGUUGAAGAGAGGAUUAAUCUACAGAAAGCAUUAUUUGAACUGGAGGAUAUGAACCUUCAAAAUCGAGCAGAGCUUCAACAACUUGAUGAUGUCAUUGCCGAUCCGAGUUUACGUAGGAACGGAGAGAAGCACGAGAUACUUGUGGAGAGGCGACAAAUCGUGCUGGACAACAUUCGAGACAAUGAUGAAGCUGGCGCACAUUAUCGUGAGGAAAUUGAACACAAUGAGGCUCAACGUAAGGAACUUCAACGGCGCAUUGACGAGGCGAUUGAUAGCGAUCGAAACAAGACCUUUUUGCGCAUCCUUACCCAAUACAGACUUCUGGGCAUGACAAACAUGGAACUUCAGUUUCAAAUGGCUAUUAGAGAUCAGAUAAUACACGAUCAACGAGAAGCUUUGAGCAAUCUGUGGUUGGUUCUUGAAUGCUCAGGACUGAAUCAUGAUCAGAUAUUGGAAAUAGCAGCACAGCAAGGUAUUAUGAUUGAGGAGGGAAUUAUGCCUGUAGUGGCUGGCAGAACUCACAUACCGUCCACGCCUAUUCCCAUCUUGCAUAAGCAACCAAUUCUUAGUGCUAUCUCGGGAAGCAAAUCUCCUGCUUUACUUCCAUUUCAGAAUAGUGUGGAUACCACAUUCCAUGAAAUUGAUAAGUUUCAAAAUCAGCGCAGGCAUGAUAAUGCAGAGACUAGAAGUUCAUUAUCGAUCCCUGCUGACAACUUUAAGAGUACUUCAGAAACCAAUGGAGGGCAUUUAGAGGUCCCUGAUAGUCACCUUGGUAGUCAUGCUACUACUAUGUAUAGAGACUCUGCCGAUAUGUCUAGAUUUGAAGAAGGUAGCUUAGGUCACCCCAAUGGAGAUGUCAUCAGAUCAUUCUCUUCCAAGAAUCACUGUGGGCCUAGACCUCUAAUCGGUAAUAAUGAUAAUUUGGGAACCCUCAAUAGCACUAGUCAAGAACGUUCUCUUUUAGAGGACGCAAAUGGUGGUAUAACGUCAUUUGACUUCAUGGGACCCAAAGUUUUGACUCACUUUAGGUCUAGAAGGAGGCCGCGUUCAGUUGAAGGCAGGCAUCAACGUCAUUUGGCCCGUGAGGGUUACGACACCACAACUAGUAGUGAAGGAAGUGAAGCUGAUACUUUAAACAGCAGCCCCCACGAUUCUCAAGCCGGGCCCCGUGUCGAUAGAGUGAAGGAAGGUGCUCAACAGUCAUUGGAUCAGGAGUCUCUUUGGGUGGAAUUUGAGCGGCUAGAUAGUGAACUUCAGGGAAUGAAGCGAGGAGUUGGAUCGACCUCACCUUUUGAAACUAUACUAGGACCUAGUCAUUCACAGAGAUCCACAUCAGAUGCCGCUGUUAGUAACGAUGCCCCACUUAUAGGAUCUAGAGGCAUUGCCGCGGUGCCUGUUUCCAACUCCUCUAAAUCUUCUUUCAACAGUUGCUCGUCUCCCCUUCAAUUGCGUUCGAAGACCUCAGCUAUGAUCAGUAGUGAUAGUCGACAUAGUCAAUCACAAAACUACAAUCUGAGCUGGCGAUCUUCUAACGCUGGAUCAACUGACGAUGUUGGUCUGCAAGAGGUAGAUAUGACGAAAUUGACUGGAUCUGAUUUGAGCGACCAUAGCUCAGUGGUUAGCCGAAGAUCAACGGCUAGUACCAGGAGGAAACCCAGGUUUGGUUCUCUAUUUGGAACAAGACAAACGCAGCCGAGAGCUGUAGUGGAUUGGAAAUAACAGGGUUAUCGGUAUCUUUGAAUCUUAAUUUCUAAAAAGUUCAAAAAAAUAUUUUUGUAGUA